CGCUCCAGCUCACCAUUUCUCCUCUCCCUUCCCUUCCCUAAGCAUCUCAGCGAAUCCAAUCGAUCCGAAGGCGAUGGACCAGCAGGGUGCGGGCGGGGACGUGGAGGUGCCGGCGGGGCUGGGGCUGACGGCGGCGGAGUACGAGCAGCUGCGUCCGACGGUGGACGCGCACCACCGCUACGCCGUGGGGGAGGGCCAAUGCUCCUCGCUGCUGGCGCAGCGCAUCCACGCGCCGCCGGCCGCCGUCUGGGCCAUCGUCCGCCGCUUCGACUGCCCGCAGGUGUACAAGCACUUCAUCCGCAGCUGCGCGGUCCGGCCGGACCCGGACGCCGGCGACGCCCUCCGCCCCGGCCGCCUCCGCGAGGUGUGCGUCAUCUCGGGCCUCCCCGCCAGCACCAGCACCGAGCGCCUGGACCACCUCGACGACGCCGCCAGGGUGUUCGGCUUCUCCAUCACCGGGGGCGAGCACCGCCUCCGGAACUACCGCUCCGUCACCACCGUCUCCGAGCUCGCGGGCCCCGGGAUCUGCACCGUCGUGCUCGAGUCCUACGCCGUCGACGUCCCCGACGGCAACACCGAGGACGACACCCGCCUCUUCGCCGACACCGUCAUCAGGCUCAACCUCCAGAAGCUCAAGUCCGUCGCCGAGGCCAGCACCUCCAGUUCCGCACCCCCGCCGCCGUCGGAGUAGCGGGCGGCCGGAAUCGGCAAGGGGAGAAACGCAGCAGCAAGUUUUGGGCGUUUUUCUGUUAUUUCACUUCUCUGGGAAAUGGUCUCUCUGAAUUAAAUCUGAUCGUGGAUGGAUUUGGACUGGACGAGAGGAGGAGAGGAGGGGUCGGGUCAGCUUGAAUCAGGUGUCGCGUUGCCAGGGUGGCGACCUGUAAUAACCUCUCCUUCAUCUCCUAGAUUCAUUCCUUUCAUCUCCUAGAUUCAUUCCUUUCAUCUUUGCUUCUUCCAGAAUUUGGUUAAUUUCAGCUUUACGCGAGUGGAAUGAUUCCUU
Messenger RNA from Zea mays, 1000 nucleotides. RefSeq lists its product as uncharacterized. The transcript has a single exon. Gene Ontology annotation, molecular function: signaling receptor activity; abscisic acid binding; protein phosphatase inhibitor activity. Gene Ontology annotation, cellular component: nucleus; cytoplasm. NCBI's taxonomy places the organism in Eukaryota, Viridiplantae, Streptophyta, Magnoliopsida, Poales, Poaceae. The coding region runs from base 74 to 691 and encodes 205 amino acids. The record is from RefSeq and is marked validated. Gene Ontology annotation, biological process: abscisic acid-activated signaling pathway.